GAGAAGGAGGUUUCCAGGUGUUGCCUGACCAAACUCACAGUACAGCGUCGUUUUAUUGUUAUCUUACAAAAAGGCCUCGUGUGAGUGCCGUCACUUGAUCUCUCCCUUCCCACAAUCUCUCCUGAAACCCUAAAUCAAAAAGUCGAGAACAAUGGCGUCGUUCGCUCGCCGAGCUAUGAGCCUAGCUCAGAUUCCAUCUGUAGCACGUGCCCCCGCCUCUGUCUGUCAGCGUCGUGGUCUCGCCAGCGCCGCUGAUCACCAUGGAUCUACCAAGGUUGACUUCUGGAAACAGCCCACGAACCCAGGAAACUGGAAAGAGGAGCAUUUUGUGCUUAUUUCGCUCUCCGGCUGGGGCAUGCUUUUCUACGGUGGAUACAAGCUCUUCACCGGCGGCAAAGGAGAGAAGCCUGCCGAGGCUGCGCAAUGAAUUUAUCACUGAGGGAAAAGAGUUUUCUUCUCGUGCAUUUACUUUCACUUUCAGCACCUUGUGACUGGUCUUGUUAUCAAAGCCAGCAAUUACUUGUUUGUUUUCUUUGACAAUAAUAUGGAUCGUUUAAUCACCUUUUGAGAUCUCAAUCAUGUAUCCAGUGGAUGAUUCUGUUUCAUAAUUUCCCCUAUGCUUUGAAACUUUUCAAGGUUUUAGCGUUGUGAUUUGCUUUGGAUCA
Molecule: messenger RNA, 665 nt
Organism: Brassica rapa (field mustard)
Lineage: Eukaryota; Viridiplantae; Streptophyta; Magnoliopsida; Brassicales; Brassicaceae
Source: RefSeq, a predicted model, not a curated record